Molecule: messenger RNA, 4910 nt
Organism: Pristis pectinata (smalltooth sawfish)
Lineage: Eukaryota; Metazoa; Chordata; Chondrichthyes; Rhinopristiformes; Pristidae
Product: multidrug and toxin extrusion protein 1-like
Exons: 19
Coding region: 473-2077 (534 amino acids)
Biological process (GO): xenobiotic detoxification by transmembrane export across the plasma membrane
Cellular component (GO): membrane
Molecular function (GO): xenobiotic transmembrane transporter activity; antiporter activity
Source: RefSeq, a predicted model, not a curated record
UGAGCGACCCGAGGCUGGGAGCUUUCCACGAUGUUGCCCAGAGUCAACUAAUGAGGAAAAUCAGAAGUUUGAUCCCCCUCAACUUCUGGACAGAAGUAAAGGAUCUUUUCCGAUUGGCCGGUCCAGUGGUCUCCCCUCAGCUCCAGAGAAAACAACCCAAGCUUGUCCAACCUCAUACCCUCUAAUCCAGGCAGCAUCCUGGUGAACCUCUUCUGCACCCUUUCGAAAGCCUCCACGUCCUUCCUGCAAUGGGGCGACCAGAACUGCACACAAUACUCCGAGUGAGACUCCUACCAGACGUGCUUUAGAGCAGUGUUUCAGCCAGUGUUUUGUGCCAGCUAACGGUGUAUCUCAUCGGCAUUGUCAGCUCCAUAUUCUGUGGACAUUUGGGAAAAGUUCAGCUGGAUGCAGUUUGUCUUGCUACAGCAGCUCACCAGGUGCCCACAUCCCUUCCACACAAGAGAGACUGCGGAUGCUGGAAAUCUGGAGCAACACACAUGUAACGCCGGAGGAACUCAGCGGGUCAGGCAGCAUCCGUGGAGGGAAGUGGACAGUCGACGCUUCGGGCCGAGACCCUUCAGCAGGACUGGUGAUCAAUGUAUCGGGAAUCUCCGUGGGUGCUGGAUUAGCUUCAGCCUGCGACACCCUCAUAUCCCAGACAUUUGGCAGCAGAAACCUGAAGAGAAUUGGGGUGAUUCUCCAAAGAGGGAUCAUCAUCCUCAUGAUAUUCUGCUUCCCCUGCUGGGCUCUCUUCAUUAACACUGAACACAUCCUGCUGGCGGUCCAUCAGUCUCCCGAGGUGGCCAAAUUAUCACAGCUCUACGUAUGGAUCUUUAUCCCUGGUCUUCCUGCAGCGUUUCUGUAUCAGUUGGAGAUCCGUUAUCUUCAGAAUCAGGGGAUCACUUUGCCGCAAGUCUUCACGGGACUCAUAGCCAAUGUCUUCAACGCUGUGGUAAAUUACCUCCUUCUCUACGUGCUAACUCUGGGAGUGCUGGGGUCAGCUGCUGCCAACGUUGCUUCUCAGUACUUUCAAGUUAUUCUCCUGUUUCUGUACAUUCGAUGGAAGAAGUUGCAUGUCAGGACAUGGACAGGUUGGUCGGCUGACUGCCUGCAGGAGUGGGGCAACUUUGUCCGACUGGCCAUCCCCAGCAUGCUUAUGCUGUGCAUUGAGUGGUGGACCUAUGAAGUUGGGACUUUCCUAGCAGGGCUGGUUAGUGAAGUUGAACUCGGAGCACAGUCUGUUAUUUACCAGGUGUUAACAGCAGCAUACAUGAUCCCUCUGGGAUGCAGUGUGGCUGCAAGCGUCCUUGUUGGUAACGCAUUGGGAGCAAGAAAUCCAGAGAAGGCUCAGAACUCAGCUGCAAUCGCCCUGUGCUUCAUAGGGUGCUGCUCACUGCUGAUUUCUACUACCCUUGGAGCUGCUCGAAGUGUGCUGGGUUAUGUUUUUACCUCUGACAAGGAGAUCAUUCAGCUGGUUUCAGAUGUGGACCCAGUCAUUGCCACUUUCCACUGGUUCGAGGCCAUAGCUACCGUGAGUGGUGGAGUGCUGAGGGGAGCGGGGAAGCAGAAGCUGGGAGCUAUCGGUAACCUGGUCGGCUUCUACUCCAUCGGCUUUCCCCUUGGGAUCGCGCUGAUGUUUGCUGCACAUCUUGGUGUCAUAGGUCUUUGGUCCGGAUUCUUCAUCUGUGUGGUGGUACAAGCUGCCUUCUUCUUGGUCGUGAUUUACAAAAUGAACUGGAGGAAGGCCUCCGAACAGGCAAUGAUUAACGCAGGUAUGAAGGUAAAUGUGGACACUUCUUACAGCUCCUGCAACGGCCAGGUGAACGAUAUUCCAACAGAUGCACGGACGGAGAAUAUUGCUGUGAUUGUGUUGUCCAACCUCAAUCCAGUGGAGAGCAAUGUCGAUACUGAACAGCUCAGGGAAGAAACCUCUGCGCCAGAAAUUGGUGUUACCAUCGUCGGUGAAAUCUUGUCCACAAAACAACUCAUCCUUCGCCGGGGACUGGCCCUCCUUUCAGGACCCGUGAUCCUGGGCAUCGGGCUGGUAGUACAGUUAACCGUUGCCAAGGGCACGUAGUCCCUUGGUGAAACUGGCAGAGGGAAGCAGGGAUCGAGGUGGAUUUUCGCUUCAGGAGGACUAGCCAGUACAAGACCUUGAUGUGGAACGUACAAGUGGGACGUCAAUUGGGAGUUGCCAGCUGUUCCAAAUUCUCAUGGGGUGGAGAACCACUGGUAGCAUGCAUGGACCUGAUGCACAAUCCACAAUCCAAAGGUCUCCAAAUUCCAAACAAAAGGAGUCAUUGCUAGCAAUCAAGCAUCUGGUAAUUGGGUUAUUAUUGUCACAUGUACUGAGCUACAGUGAAAAGCUUUUGUUUGCGCACCAUCCAUACAGAUCAUUCCAUAAGUAAGUACAUCGAGGUAGUACAAAAGGGAAAACAAUGCAGAAUGUAGUGUUGCAGUUUCGGAGAAAGUGCAGUGCAGGUGGACAAAUAAAGUGCAAGGGCCACGACGAGGUAGAUUGCGAGAUCAAGAGUUCAUCUUUUAGCAUAUGAGCGGUCUGUCCAAGUGUCUGAUCACAGUGGGGUAGCAGCUGUCCUUGAGCGGUGGUACAUGUUCUCAAACUUUUGUGUCUUCUGCCUGAUGGAAGAGGGGAGAAGAGACAAUGACUGGGGCGGGAGGGGUCCUUGAUUCUGUCGGCUGCUCUCCCGAGGCAGCGGGAAGUGUAGACGGAGUCAGUGGAGGGGAAGCUGGUCUGCGUGAUGGACUGGGCUGUGUUCACAACUCUCUGCAAUUUCUUGCGGUCUUGGGCAGAGAAGUUGCCAUCAAGCACUUGAAUUGCCGAAGCAUAGAAGGCUAUGGGCACAGUGCUGGAAGAUGGGAUUAGUAGGGGUGGGUGCCCACUGGUAGGCAUGAACAUGGUGGGCUGAAUAGCCUGUUUCCAUGCUGUGUGCCUCUAUCUAUGGCACUAUCUAUAACCUGGAUCAACCGAUGCUGCCCAAAUUUUCAUUAGAUUGGCAGUAUCUAAUAUUCAGUGAAGGACUCGUAGAUGCAAAAGCUAUCCAGAUUUGGUUCAGGGGCUUAAAUUCGGCGGCUGUUUCAGACAUUAUUGUUGAGGACCACUACUAUCAGAGAGGGAUGAAAUAUGGUUUUCCGCUGCUAGGGGAACACAUUUACCAGUUAUUAAUAAUUCCCUGCAGUUGCUCAUCAGCAGUUAAGUGGUAUGUUUUGCUGAGGAUUACGCAGUGUGAAAUGUUUUAUUCUUCUGCUGAGUUGGAGCUCUUUUGAGCUUGAGGUUCUUGAGACUGAUGGCUGUGGACACCAGACUUAGCUGGAGGGUAAUUGCUCUUCGAGGGGAAGGGUGGGAGAGGAAUUUUGACAGUGGAUGUGUAAAUGACUGACUCAGGAGCAGCAGGCAAAGAUGGUUGGUGGAGCUUCAGACCCUCCAAGGCAGAGGAAGCCCAUCUGAUUCCAGAAGAUGCUUUGCAUUCCCAAGCGAGUUCGGCAGGAUGUCCCCAAGGUGAGCAACAUGCCACCUGCCAAUCACCAGGGCACAGAGCAGGUCAUGUGAAGCAUGAAAGCCACACCUCCCCGAUAGCCUAAUUGCCAAUCAGCGACAAGACCCGGUACCUGGAUUCCCUUUAUGAAGGUAUAAAAGAAUUUUUAAAAUUGACAUGUUAGUUUAAUUGACUGGGGGACUUGGAAACAACAGGAAAUAAGCCCAGGCAAAGUACUGCAGAUACUGGGAACCUGAAAUAGAGACUGCUGGAAAUACUCAGCAGGUCAGGCAGCAUCUGUGGAGAGAGGAGCAGAGUUAACGUUUCACGUCGCUGACCUUUUAUCAGAACUGAAAAAGGUGGAAAUGAAACAAGGUUUAAGUUGCAGGGAAAUGGGGGUGAGGUUUCGAAAUAGGUCUUUAAAAGGGAGGGAGAUCGAGAGGACUCUGCAGCACAGAUUGUGGCUGCCCACUGUGAAAGCGCUGUUGAAUAACAAAAGGGAUGUCAGAGGAGCAGGCAAAUUAAACCUAAAAUACCCUCAGAGAAAAUGAAAAACACCUGACUGCUGGAGAUGUGUGACACAGGGCUGGAGUGGCUGACUAUCUGAGACUAUCCAAUUCAGUGUUGAGUUCCGAGGGCAGUAAUAUCCCUAGUGGGGCGAGGAGGUGCUGUUCCUCACGCUUAUAUCGAGGAACAUUGGGACAGUGUCUGAGGUCACGGAACAGAAAAUCAUAAUGAUAGCGACUGGAAGCUCAGGGGCAUCUUUGGGGACUGAACGGAGGUGUUCUACGAAGUGGAAUAAGCCAAGGAAGCUGAGAAGCGAAGAACAUAACCAUGAAAAAGAACCAUCCAUUUUAUGGUUGUAAAUAGAACAAGCUUUUAUUCCCUCUUACCUCUUUUUUUUUCUUAAGAUCUUCACAUCUAAUGAUUGCAUAACACUGGCACAUUAGAGCCAUUGGAAUUGCUGUAGAAUGAAGUGAUAUUGUCAAGUUCAGGAUGCUCUGAGGCAUUAACACCAACCCAGGCAACAUUCCUACCCGUGUUUUUCAGACAAUUUGACAAGAAACCCUUGCUAAAUUAACUGCUUCACUACUUUUCCAUGGAAAAGCGCAGAAAUUUUCCCGUCUUUAUCCUGGUGAUUCCCAGGAGACGCGGUGAGAGUAAAAGUGGGAUUCUGCGUCAGUGUAGAGGCAUCAAGGGAAGAUGUUUACCUCUCCCCAUCGGGGAGGGCGGUAACAUCAAACCAAACAAUUAUUUUGGGCCAACGCGCAAAGGUGCUCGAGGUCUCAGCGGGUCGGGCAGCAUCUGUGGAGGGAAACGGACAGCCGAUGUUUUGGGUCGAGAACCUUCACCGGGACUGGGAAGAAAGAGGGGAGAGAGCUGGUAUAAAGAGGUGGGGGGAAGGGGUGGAGCAAG